CGCAUUCAAGCGACAGCCCGAGCAGUGGACAGCACGUCGAGGUGGAACCUAUUCGAGCAGCGUGAACGCGUCGCAUCUUGGAGCCUUGAACGCAGGACUCCAAACACACACAAACACAGGACUCACCACACACAGUACCGUGUGCUCGACCGCCGACAGACGCGAUGGCUGUCUUGAGGAAGACGUUCUCUUGCUCGCUGGUGCCGAUGCUUUUACUGGCAGGUCUGUCGACGCAGGUAGACAUUAAAAGUGGCAAAGAAGAAGGAGAGAAAGCGGGAAAUUUCAUGGAAGACGAGCAAUGGCUGUCAACCAUCUCUCAGUACAGCCGUAAGAUCAAACACUGGAACCGCUUCAGAGACGAUGACUACAUCAAAACCCUGGACGAGACCACCGGCUCAGACGAAACCCUGGACACCACCAAGGACCCGUGUCAGAAGGUGCGAUGCAGCCGCCACAAGGUUUGUGUGGCCCAGGGCUACCAGCGGGCCAUGUGCGUCAACCGGAAGAAGCUGGAGAACAGAGCCAGGCAGCCGGAGCCGCUGAAGAACCGGGACAGCAGCUGCAAGCCCUGUCCUGUGACCGCGUCCUCUCCCGUGUGUGGCUCGGACGGACACAACUAUGCCUCAGAGUGUAAGUUGCAGCAGCAGGCGUGUCUGUCAGGCAAGGAGCUGAGCAUCAAGUGUGCCGGCUUUUGCCCUUGCUCUACACCCUCUGUGCCGUUCACCAACACCGAGACUAAACACGAGACGUGCACCGGCCAGGACUUGGCGGAUUUGGGCGACCGCCUGAGAGACUGGUUCCAGCUUCUCCAUGGCAACGCCAAGCAGAACAACUCGGGCAAACCGGGCACUGGCACCGCCUCAGCGCUGGACAAGAGCCUGGGGGCCAGCUGCAAGGACUCCAUUGGCUGGAUGUUCUCCAAGUUGGACAGCAACGGCGACCUCUAUCUAGACCACGGCGAGCUGGCCGCCAUUAACCUGGACAAGUACGAAGUGUGCAUCCGACCCUUCUUCAACUCCUGCGACAGCUUCAAGGACGGCAAGGUCUCCACGGCCGAAUGGUGCUUCUGCUUCUGGCGGGAAAAGCCCCCCUGUCUCGCUGAGCUGGAGAAGAUCCAGGUUCAAGAAGUGGCCAAGAAGAAGCCAGGCAUGUACAUCCCCAGCUGUGACGAGGACGGCUACUACAGGAAGCUGCAGUGCGACCAGGGCCGGGGCGAGUGCUGGUGCGUGGACCCCCAGGGAGGGGAGAUGGCGGGCUCUCGCAUCCACGGCAACCCCGACUGUGACGAGGUGGUGGGACACUCCGGUGACUUCGGCAGCGGCGUGGGAUGGGAGGACGAGGAAGAGAAAGAAGCGGAUGAGAACGGAGAAGAGGAGGAGGAGGAGGAAGAGGAGGAAGGAGAGGCCGACGAUGGAGGAUACAUCUGGUAGAAUGGUAUAGCAGACACUCUCUCGCACUCUCUCUCACUCUCUCUCACUCGCUCUCUCUAUCUCUCUCCCCUCACAAAGAAAUGAAAAGGAUUCUGGGGGUUGUCUUGGAGUGAGACGUGUGGAAGGCAUGGAAACGUAUAAUGACCUCUUGGCACCCCCCCUCCCUCCCCUCCCUCCCCUUCCUCCCCUCCAGUGAUGACAUGACCUGUUCUUUUUAUGUCUUGAGUAUGUGUAGUGCUGCUUCAUUAUCCUUUCAUGAUCAACAGAUCUUUAUGUUUUUUCGCAGA
Molecule: messenger RNA, 1717 nt
Organism: Gadus chalcogrammus (walleye pollock)
Lineage: Eukaryota; Metazoa; Chordata; Actinopteri; Gadiformes; Gadidae
Product: testican-2-like
Exons: 10
Coding region: 165-1430 (421 amino acids)
Molecular function (GO): calcium ion binding; protein binding
Source: RefSeq, a predicted model, not a curated record